GAGGGCAGAGUACUCCUGGCCAAGGGGACAGCAAAAGCCAGUGCUUCCUGGUGGGAGGAGCCUGCUGUGGUGGAGGAACAGUACCGGAGGGCCUGUGGCUGGCGUGGAGUCGAGGAAGAGCAGGAGGGGACAGGUGGAGGAGGGCAGCAAGGGCCUCAUAGGCCAGCCUCUGGCUUCCCUGAAUGAUGGGAUGGCUGAUUCUGACCCUGGGGAAAGAAACUAUGACAACAUGCUGAAAAUGCUGUCAGACCUAAAUAAAGACUUGGAAAAGCUAUUGGAAGAGAUGGAAAAAAUCUCAGUGCAGGCCACGUGGAUGGCCUACGACAUGGUGGUGAUGCGCACCAACCCCACGCUGGCGGAGUCCAUGCGGCGGCUGGAGGACGCCUUCCUCAACUGCAAGGAGGAGAUGGAGAAGAACUGGCAGGAGCUGCUCAGUGAGACCAAGCGCAAGCAGUAGCCCCCACUCGCCACCCAGCCGCACCACAGCGCACAGAAGCUUCACAGAGGGAGGGCGACCCCAGUGCACGGCCUUUGGCGCAGAACUUACUUCUCAGUAAACCUAUUUUCAAGCACAGCCCGAGGACCCUUUCUGUCCCACCAGCUGCACAUCAGUCCUUGUGAACAACACAUGAGAAGUGCAAGAUGCU
This is a messenger RNA of Camelus dromedarius (Arabian camel), 647 nucleotides long. RefSeq names its product synaptonemal complex central element protein 3 (gene SYCE3). Gene Ontology annotation, cellular component: central element. The record is from RefSeq and is a predicted model, not a curated record. Lineage: Eukaryota; Metazoa; Chordata; Mammalia; Artiodactyla; Camelidae. The coding region runs from base 191 to 457 and encodes 88 amino acids. The transcript has 3 exons. Gene Ontology annotation, biological process: synaptonemal complex assembly; spermatogenesis; reciprocal meiotic recombination.